Molecule: messenger RNA, 2987 nt
Organism: Agrilus planipennis (emerald ash borer)
Lineage: Eukaryota; Metazoa; Arthropoda; Insecta; Coleoptera; Buprestidae
Product: beta-1,3-galactosyltransferase 5-like
Exons: 2
Coding region: 346-1413 (355 amino acids)
Cellular component (GO): membrane
Molecular function (GO): hexosyltransferase activity
Source: RefSeq, a predicted model, not a curated record
UUUCUCAUGUAUGAAUAUAGGUACAAUAUGUACGUGCACAGAUAAGGAGAAAGUUUUUCGUCAUUUCUUUAAUUAUGUAUUGAACGAAAGUUAUUAAUGUUCGAUGAUACUGUUAACACCGGCAUGCGAUGUGCGAUUAUAAGCAUCGAUCGGUACAGCAUCCUUAAACGUAUAAAAGGGUAAACGAGAUUUUUCAGUUGUGAGUUGUAACGCCCAACUGGCUUUGCUGAAAUGAGAUAUGUAGUGCGUGUUUUAUUUUAUUGUGCCUACGAAUUGAAUUUGCGAAGCAAAAAACGGUCGUAUGCUAAUGGAAUUAGUUCCUGAUAAAGGUGGACGAAAAACAACAUGAAAGAAUGGCGAUGGCCAAACAUUGCCUUUGUAAUCUUUGGCUUCUUCGUCUGUCUUUCAGUGUGGCAUGUCAUAAACGACCCAACGUCUAUAACGGUUUUGCACCAAUAUGACAUUAUUCCUGUUUACACCCUUAACACGGAAAAUUUCACGAAGUUGAACUAUCCUUUGGAAACUCUUCCACCAUUAGACUACCGUAAACUUAUCACGAUCAGAGAGUUUCGUUAUAACAUAUUCAACAACGUUUGCAACAACUCCAUUCCGUUUCUGUUAAUUUUAGUACAUUCUGCUCCUGAAAACGUCGUCAAAAGGAUGACCAUACGAGAAACCUGGGGUCAGAACACUAAGGAUGUGAAGGUGGUGUUUCUUAUAGGAAACGUUAGUUUGGAUAAGAUACAGUCACAACUGGAGACAGAAAAUGAACAAUACCGAGACUUAAUUCAAGGAAACUUCCUUGAUGCAUACAGGAACAUGACAUUCAAGCACGUCAUGGCGCUCAAGUAUGCGAUUUACCAUUGUCCAAAGGCCAAAUACAUCUUAAAGACUGACGACGACAUUUUUGUUAAUAUACCAACACUUUUAACUUUUUUAAAGGAAGAACUAUCGCCGUACGGUGCUGAAAAUUUAUUGUUGUGCGCACUGUUACUCGAAUCAAGUAGAGUUAAAAGAACGUAUCGUUCUAAGUGGAGGGUAUCAUUUAAGGAAUAUUCUGGGAGAUACUAUCCCCCGUAUUGCAGCGGAUAUGCAAUCAUGUACUCUCCAGACGUGGUAUUUACUCUCUAUAAGGAAGCUCAAAAAGCUCAGUAUUUUUGGAUCGACGACGCUUAUAUAACCGGUCUGUUAGCACAAAAGGCCAAAAUAUCGCACACUUCGGUCGAGAAUUUAGUUUUAAAUAAAGAGGAAAUGCGUGAAGUUCUGAAGACGGGUAACUGUCACAACUGCUCAAAAAACUUUCUCUUUGGCCAGCCCGAUCUUACUCGGGAUGAAAUUUUGAAAAUGUGGAAGUUUAUCAUGCAACAACAGAACAUUUCUAGUAGUAUAGGAGGAACGCGGAUGACGAGGUGACUCGUGGAUUUUACGCUAUUUAUUUUCGUCUCUUUACAAAGGAAUGCCAUUUUUUUUAGAAAAAAAAUCUGUACUUAAUAUGAGCCUUUAAAAAAGAACUCAAAUAAUGCGAGCUGUUUUCAAAUUCCUCUUUUGUUCUUAUUUUUAUAGUAUAUGCUGAUGUGGCGUCUCGGGGUGGUUCACAUAGGGGGUGCUUAAUUUCAACAUUAGUAGGUGUAUGUAAUGGUUUAUUUUUCAAACGUAACUGCUCCCUUUGUUUACCCUGAUACUGCAAAUAUUUUUUUAAGCAGCAAAACAAAUUACAACAGGGAAAUAUAUGAAGUAAAUAUUUUUCCUUAUAUACAUAUAUAUUUCCUAUACACAUAUAUUUAUUUUUUUACUUUUAAUUUAUUAAUGAUUAAAUUGCUCUUCAAUUAUUAUCCAUAAUUAUAAUUUUAGUAAUAGCAGAAAUCGGUUUGCAUUUCCUAAAAUACGUAUUUCAUAAUACUAUUUAAAAAUUAGUUUCACUACAAUAUUUAUAUGCUUUACUUCUUAAAAUUACAACUUAGAUAAGGAAAAGUGUAGAAAAGUGCCUAAACUGUUUAUAUUUUAUAGAUUGGUCUUUAAAAGAAAAUGUAAAUUUAGUUACUCUAUUACCUAGAAAUUGAUUGUAUAAAGGAAAAUUAAUAACUAAGAAAUUCUAUCAUCAUCGAAGGGUCAUCAGUUCAAAGACUGGCUGGAGACGCACUUCCACUUCUUCCUAUUCUGAGCCAAAAACUAUAUCAUCCCACAUCUCUGUCUUUAAACAAAAAUCUGAUCCAGGUCUUCUCCUGUCCCAUUUUUUUCCUGUUUUGCUUCCAGUAUAUAUAGCCCUUUAUGUCUCCAAUAGGUGUCAUCUUAUUCUAUCUCUCCUUUCCUUUGUUCACAUCCAUAUCGUCCAUUGUUCUACUUUUUUUAAUACCUUUUUAAUUUUAAUAUCAUUUCAUUAUCUUCCUUAAAUACAUUUCUUACCGCGUUCACCAUCCACGUUUUACAUCCUUGUGUAGUUGUGCUCAAAAAUACAUUUUUAACAAUCUUUUCCUAAUUUCCAAAAUAUUGAGUGCAAUAAAUUAAUUUAUCCCAGAGAAAAUCUUCUUUUGUUUGACUAAGUUUAAAGGGUCCAUAUUCUAGUACCUUAUAAAAAUUACGAAGUACCUAGAUACAAAUAUAUUUUUUUCUCAAAAAAGUAUAUUAAAACUAACAAGAUAGAUAUACAUAUAAAAAGGUAUACAUUUAUUGUACUUUUUGUUUAAUUACAUAGGAUAAUUAUAUCUAUACAGGUACUGGUUAAAGUAUUAUUACUAUUAUGUAAUGGGAAGUAGUUCAAUCACAUUUUAAAACUUCAAAUGUUAAAAUUUUUACAUACAUUUUAGUGUGAUAAACAGUUAAAAUAAUGAAUAUAAGAUGAUAAGCUUUUCAACAGUAUUUUAUCGAUAGCAGUAAUCAUUACCAAUAAACCAUAUUAAAAGUAAUUCUCAUGUAGCAGUUUAAUCAAAAUUAUUUAUUUUUCUACAAUCUGCAAUGAUCUGUUAUUUAUUUAUUUAUUUGUUUCGUGU